Bemisia tabaci is the source of this 1384-nucleotide messenger RNA. RefSeq lists its product as uncharacterized. The record is from RefSeq and is a predicted model, not a curated record. NCBI's taxonomy places the organism in Eukaryota, Metazoa, Arthropoda, Insecta, Hemiptera, Aleyrodidae.
GUCGAGACAGGGAACCUCGGUUGGUGCAACAAACGCGGAACAAACACGCAACAGUUGCGCUAACUUCCUUCAACAGUUGCGCCGUGGAGACAAGGCCUAUCGUCUCGCCUGAUCAUGCUGUGUAGCAACGGGAAAGUGUUGAUUCUUAGCAUGUCAGGUUCGUCUGGUCAGGACGUAGGGACUAGGGUACCCGGGAGAAUUCCAAGAAUACCUAAUGUGUGCUCAACUGCUCAUCAUAAACAUAGCGAGAAUUUUUUUUUUCCUCAUCAAAACGUGCCACUCACCUUCAUGAGCCUGUCACCCAAUUGAGGAUCAGAUGAACUUCAGCCCAGGUGUCAGAAAUAUAAAACGAAUGAUAUUCAAGAAAGGGACAUUUUGUUCGACCAAUGAGUACAAAAAUUCCUACUUUACCACUACCUCUUUCCCCUCAUCAUGAACAGUUGCCUCCAUUGGUUGCUCAUUAUCCACGAUGGAGUCGUAACGCACAUGUUGCAUCUAUGAGUGUAAUUUUGUCGAACAAAAGCACUAACUCAGAAUGUGGUAUGACUGUGAAACACACAUCAACUGGAACCACAUCUCCAAACCAGGGAAACUCAAAAGGAAAAUGCACUCCUGAAGACUGGCCUGUUUUAGAUCCUUACCAACGAAUCAAACAACUAGAGCUGAAUAUAAAGUCCUUGCAGGCGCAACACUUAAUUAUGCUGACAAGUCUCCAUGAUGAAAUUGAGUUGCUUCGACAGCAAAAUAAAGAGUUGCAAUUCCAGUUAGUUUUCAAGGGUAACUCAAGUGCCGAAACUUUCAAUCUCAUGGCAACAAAAUGUUCCUCAAAUUUCAGUUCAGUGACAAAAAUGCUAAGAAACACGGCGAACGAAGGUACCCACUGUGGGAGAAAAAACAUUCGAAAUCAAUCAUCACAAAGAUUUCCCCCAUUGACACACUGGCAGUUGCAAAGUAAAGCCAAAAAAGGAGAGUGGUCAUCUGAUAGAGGAAUUCCCAUUCGCAGCUGUUUAGGCAAUUCAGAAAGUCUCGACCAUCUCAGCUGUCAGAUGGCUGUUUCUCUCCCUAACAUCCAAAAUUACGUUGGACGGAAUUACUACCCGAAUGACAACCAUCACUCUCACAACCAAAAUAGAAAAAGGAACCAAAGAGAUGAACAAAACCAAAACCUAAACACACAAGGGUUUCGAAAGCAUUUGACAGGAACAAGAGGAAUGUCUCAGGAAUCAAACUGAUGCCACCCAGAAACUAAUUUAUGUAACCUCAGUAAUCAGUAUAUAUUAAGUUUCUAUCAUAAAUUUAGUGUUUAUUUUUAUGGGGAGUAUAAAGUUUAUUAAUAUAUUUUUUUAUGAAUGACUAAUCUUUAAAGUGGGGAGUACAAAGGCAA